Bombus pyrosoma is the source of this 1253-nucleotide messenger RNA. RefSeq names its product formin-J-like. Lineage: Eukaryota; Metazoa; Arthropoda; Insecta; Hymenoptera; Apidae. The transcript is spliced from 2 exons. The record is from RefSeq and is a predicted model, not a curated record. The coding region runs from base 960 to 1253 and encodes 97 amino acids.
AAUUGUGUCUCGCACGUGUUAUUCGAUAUUGUGAAACGUUAAACGUAUGACAUCUGUCGACACGUUGGAGGUUAUGAAUGGAGAUAUUUUAACCAAAUUUUCGAACAAGUGAUUCACUACUGUUUUUUUAGUGACUAAUAGAACUGGAUUGUAAAUAUGUUUACAUACAUGCAUCCAAGAGACGGCGUAUUGUGUUGAAAUAUUACAUCAGUGAUUUUACACGGACUGUGUAUCUUGAAGGAUAUUCCAAAGGGCACUCGCUCGAAGGACACGUGCUACGAGGGACCAGAAAUCGUGACAGAUCUCCGAGAUAUUUGAAAGUGGACAGUGACUGAAAUUUUUCUGUGGCACUAGGAUACGUCGCGUUUGUAUUUCCAUGGAUCGAUUUUCCUGGAUGAUCGCGGUCUUUUCGGUGAAACGUGAUCGCUAGUCAUUAGCGUGGAGAUAGAACGCGCGGCGCGCGUAAAGUGAGUGAUUAGUUCGGAGUGUCGCCGCGAGGGCUUCCGCUGCAGGUGUCACGCCGUCGCAAGACAUUGACCGUGACAUUCGAGAGACAUCCGCGCGGAGAUACGGUGAAACGUAGCCACAAACGAGGUGAAUCAGUUAGUGACUGAAUUAUUAUUCUAGUGCACGCGUUUUUUCUUUUAUUCCUUUUACGAUAUACUGUGUGACCGACGAAAAUACCAAACCUCGAUUUUGCUAACUCGUUCACGAGUUUGAUUUUGAUCGUCAUCCAUGUGCUUGCGUGUUUCGUGAAUGAAGCCGAUCGUAACGGUUGUUCGCGAAAGAUUUUUAAGUGCAAUCCCGUGACCCGCGGCUGCGGGUGAAAUAUAUUAAACGUGGCUCACACGGCGAGGGACAGGGCCGCCGAACUCCAGGCGGAAGUAAGGAGCGCGAUCAGGGUUCUUCAUGGCUGGUGCCCUAGGCCUCCCCAGGGGCACCGCGGUGACACGGUCCUGAUGUCACCACAGACUCAAAUGCGAGGAAAUCAUAGAAACGGAGGACCAACUCAGCAACCACCGCCAGCCACUGUCGUAGUCAGUUCAACGUCCAGUAUGAGACCACCGCCACCGCCACCGCCCCCCAGAGCUAGAGCCUCCAACGAGGGCAAAGGCCACCACGAAGAACCGACCAGCUCCAUUCCUGAUCUCGGUAAUCUAGGAAUAUCUGACGCUGAUGGGAAAAUAAUGGCUCCAAUGCGUGAUACCUUUUACAUCCUCGCUCGUAACUUGAGUUUUCCAUUUCCGCACUAA